UUGUCUAACUAAAAAAAUACACAAAAUGUUUCAACUGCAACAGCAGCAACAUGGCCCAGAAGAGGAACAUCACUUCGAGCAGGAUUCUUUGCCUCUGAUCCUGGUGCCCGAUGAAUCCAAUCAAUUGGGUUUGCCUAUGCAGUUUCCCGACAUUUGGCUGCGCGACAAUUGUCUCUGUUCGGAAUGCUAUCUGCAUCAGACCCGCAGUCGUUUGCCUCAGCUGUGGCAGCAUUUGGAUACGAAAAGGAUUCGAGUUUACCAUUUGAACAUUGAUCAAAAGCAGGAGAUACUCUACAUUGAAUGGAAUGAUGGUCAUCGUUCUGAAUACCCAUUUUGUUGGCUAAGAGAAAGGGAUUUCUCUUUGGCAAAUCGUUCGCAUUACUUGCAGAACUUUUAUCGGCCAGAGCCAAGACAUUGGAGUGGCACGGAAUUUGCAUUGAUUCAAAAGGAAUUUCUCUAUCAGGAUCUAAUCUCAAACAAUGAUGAACUGCAGCAAUGGCUCUAUCAAUUGGCUGUCUAUGGCAUGGCCCUGAUCAAAGAGGCCCCUCUGGAGUUUGACGUGGUGCGACAUCUAUGUAAUCGUGUGGGAUUCAUGCGACGCACCACUUACGGUGAGGAGUUCUCGGUGAGGGCCCAACCCGGAGCCAGUAAUUAUGCCUAUUUGGCUGCUCCAUUGCCCCUGCAUACCGAUAUGCCCUAUUUUGAGUAUAAACCGGGAGUGACUCUCCUUCACACUCUGGAACAAUCGGAUUCGCCUGGUGGUUGGAACCUUCUUACAGAUGCCUAUCAUGUGGCGGAUAUUUUAAAGCAACAAUAUCCUGAACAAUUUCGUAUACUUACCGAAACGCUAGUAGAUUGGGCAGACAUUGGAAACGACAAUCAGCUUGAAUUUCACAACAUUUGGCGGUCUCCGGUCAUCAACGUUGACGCCGAUGGUCGCUAUGUGCGCAUCAAUCACAGCAUUCCCCAACGCGACAGUCACUUUAAUGUCCAUCCAGAACAAGUGCGUCCCUGGUAUGAGGCCAUGGCAUUAUUCGUUCGCCUUGCCCACGAGCAGGCAUACGAGUUCAAGACCAAACCCGGAGAUGUUCUCACAUUCAAUAAUUUGCGUCUUGUGCACGGACGCACGGGCUAUGCGGAUACUGAACAGAAUGUUCGACACAUUGUUGGCGGUUUCCUGGACUGGGAUAUAGUCUAUUCGCGAUGGCGCAUUCUACAAAGAUCUCAAACUGCAGAUAAAUAAUCAAAAAUUCUUUAUGAAUGUUUAUAUUUUUACAAUAUCCUACU
Drosophila willistoni is the source of this 1287-nucleotide messenger RNA. Its product is annotated as gamma-butyrobetaine dioxygenase. Gene Ontology annotation, molecular function: oxidoreductase activity. The coding region runs from base 26 to 1243 and encodes 405 amino acids. Lineage: Eukaryota; Metazoa; Arthropoda; Insecta; Diptera; Drosophilidae. Gene Ontology annotation, biological process: carnitine biosynthetic process. The record is from RefSeq and is a predicted model, not a curated record. Gene Ontology annotation, cellular component: mitochondrion. The transcript is spliced from 2 exons.